Molecule: messenger RNA, 4909 nt
Organism: Chelonia mydas (Green sea turtle)
Lineage: Eukaryota; Metazoa; Chordata; Testudines; Cheloniidae
Gene: TCP11L2
Product: t-complex 11 like 2
Exons: 11
Coding region: 587-2128 (513 amino acids)
Biological process (GO): signal transduction
Source: RefSeq, a predicted model, not a curated record
GACGGGGGCUGCAGGAGGCAGGUGGGCCCCGGGGUGAGGCGGCGGCUGGCGGUGGAGGGGGAGUAAGAGCCGCCGACCUAUUGCUGGUGUGUGAGGCGGGGGAGCGGGGCCAAGCUGCUCCUGCACGGCGCCCGUGGGACUCUGCGAUCGGCUCCGAGGGCUGGCAAGGGAAGGGCAGCGUGCCUGCGGGACGGAACAUGCCCCCCUCCCGCCCUCUGAGGGCGGCUCCUUGGCGUGACAGCCCACUUUGCCCCGCGCCUGGCCCACCUGAUUUCGGAAACUAGCAGCUGUUAAGCAGUAGGAAGAUUUGUUACCUCUGGAGACGUUAGUGCUCACCUAGGCUGGCAGAGAAGCACCAUCCAUCCCUUCAGAGAGCAAGGAGCACACACACCUUUGAAAAUAAGGGAUAAAAGAAUGGUUCAUCUAGUCCAGUAUCCUGUCUUCUGACAGUGGCUGGUGCCAGAUGCAUCAGAGGGAAGAAACCAAACAAGGCAAUUACCGAGUGAUCCAUCCCCUGUUGGCCAGUCCCAGCUUCUGGCAAGUGAUAAGAUGGUUCUGUGUACUUUACCAAGUGAAGUGACUCAAAAUGCCCCUCAAUGAUGACCAGAACAGUGAUUUUGAUUCUUCAAGGCUAUCUGAAAGCACAGCUUCUUCCAGUGACUCUGAAUAUUCAAGGCAGAGUUUUACUAGUGACUCUUCAAGCAAACCCAGCUCCCCAGCUUCAACAAGCCCUCCAAAAACUGUUACAUUUGAUGAAUUGAUGGCUGCUGCAAGAAACUUGUCAAAUUUGACUCUAGCUCAUGAAAUUGCUGUAAAUGAAAACUUUCACAUGGAACAUGUAGACCUCCCACAGAACAGCAGUUUGGAGGGUAGAGUGAAACAAAUUGUACAUAAGGCAUUCUGGGAUCAUUUGGAGUCAGAACUGAAUGAAGAUCCUCCAGAAUAUCAUCAUGCUAUCAAGCUCUUUGAAGAAAUUAAGGAGACUCUUCUUUCCUUUUUAACUCCUGGAGCGAACAGGAUUCGAAACCAAAUCUGUGAAGUCCUGGAUGCAGAUCUUAUAAGACAGCAGGCUGAGCAUGAUGCUGUUGACAUUCUUGGGCUAGCUAACUAUGUCAUCAACACUAUGGGGAAAUUAUGUGCUCCAAUAAGAGAUGAUGAUAUAAAACAGUUAAAAGCAACUGUCAAUAUUGUAGAAUUGUUCAGACAAAUAUUCCAUGUUCUGGACCUUAUGAAAAUGGAUAUGGUUAAUUAUACCAUUCAAAACAUUAGACCACAGCUUCAGCGUAACUUGGUGGACUAUGAAAGAACAAAAUUCCAAGAAAUUCUUGAAGAAACACCAAGUGCUCUGGAUCUAACAACAGAGUGGAUAAAGGAAUCAAUAAAAGAUGAAUUGUCUGUUUCUUGUGAAACCUCUUCAUCCCCUGGUGCUGAUGGUAGCUCUAAACCAAAUCUCAGUCCUACUCUGGUGCUAAACAAUGGCUACUUGAAACUGUUACAAUGGGAUUAUCAGAAAAAAGCAAUUCCAGAGACGUUAAUAACAGAUGAAGUUCGUCUUCAGAAGUUGAAAGAGAAGCUGAAUGAAUUACAGAUUAUAGCCUGUGUAUCUCUUAUAACUAGCAAUAUGGUAGGCACAGCUAUUGUGGGCUUACCUGAUUUUGCUGACAAAUUAAAAAGGAUUUCAGCUGUUCUGCUGGAAGGGAUGAACAAGGAAAAAUUUGAUUUGAAGGAGGCUCUGAAUACUAUAGGUGUUCAGAUUUGCAGUGAGGUGAACAGGUCCCUGUCUGAGAGAGGAUUUCCCACUCUCAAUAUGGAAAUUCAAAACAGCCUAGUAGGUCAGAUCUGUAGCAUUGUUGAAGAAGAAAAUCCCAUCAGCUCCCUGAUUGAUAAACGAAUCCAGUUAUAUAUGAAAAGCCUUCUUACUCUUCCAAGCAUUCAGAAAUGUAUGCCUGUGAUUCCAGGAGGCCUUGCUGUGAUUCAGGUAGAGAUAGAGUCUAUUGGAUCUCAGUACGCAAGCAUUGUGAAUUUUAAUAAACAAGUGUAUGGACCAUUCUAUGCAAAUAUUCUUCGAAAACUGCUUUUUAGUGAGGCACCAAUGGGGAAAACAGAAACUGGUGAUUCUACUAAUUGAGGAAAAAGAAUGAUCUGGUUGUGCAUCCAGCCCUUUUCCUUCACAGUAUUUAUUAUAAAGAUAUUGUGAACUCUGUUCCCUCAAUGUGCAUAAUUUACUCCAAUGACUGUUACCGAGACAGGGACAGACAGAGGUGUAUCCAGAGGCGAAUAGACCCUAUAAAGUGUGUACAGGUAAAGCUUCCAAAAUUCAUUGGAAGGAAACUAAUUAAUAUAUAUUUUUUCAUGAACUAAAUCUGUUUAAUGGAUUUUAACACUCAUUGUACCUGAUCACUGUAAGUGUCUUCUUCCUAAGCAAGCAUUUUUGACUCAGUGUAUAUUUGGAAAAGUACCUCUUGGUUUUACCACCAUUACAAUGUAAUCAAUGGAACUCUUUGCACUCUUCUUAAAAAAAAUUACUAAAUACAUUAUGUAUACUGGUGCAGUGACAUAAGAUGAAAUUUUAGUUCAUAUGUACUUAACUUACAGUGCUUUAUUGGUGACACUACAUAACUGAAUAUGGAUCACUUCUUGAAAGACUUAGAGAGGAAAAUAUAGUGUAAUUGAACUUGUAACAAAGUAAAGAAUGAAAUUAGGCCAAAUUCUGAUCCCAAUAACUAUAUCAGGAUUUGACCUAUCUUUCACUAGCGCAUGCCAACAUUACUAUAAAUGGUGUUAAGUGAACCAGUUACAGAGUGAAUAUGUCUUGCAAAAUAGAAACAUUUCAGAAUUUUGUCAAAUGUAAUCCAGCAAUAAAAGAUAAGUCUAACAAUUCUUUUAUUCAUGGAAAACUAACUUGGGUGCUGACUUCAAUUUCCUUACACAAACGGUUCUAAAAGUUCUCUAAUAGAGGUCAUAUUGUCCUUUAAUUUAAACAUUUGGAGGCCUAAUCUGCUUUUUAUACAUGUAGCGGUUUCGCCUUUGAUCUUCAGAGGUGCUUAGGCACCUCUGAAUUGGGACUUUUAAGCCUUUGAUCUUGAAAGCAUUUAAGCACAAGAGUAGCCUUAUUGACUUCAAGGGAACAAUUUGUGCUUAAAAUUAAGCAUGUAUUUAAAUAUCUUACUGGAUUGGGGCCUAAAUUUUGAAUGUGAGUAGUGAUUUUGUUCACUGACUGGAUAUUUCAGUUUUUUGGGUCUCAAGUUCAGCAGCCAAAAUCAGUCACUAAUCACUUUUGGAAAUUUAAGCCAAAAGCUAUUAAUUCCAUACUCGUUAGGCAAGUGCUGUAGCCUAGAAGCUGGCAUGAUGCAAAGCCACUGGAGACCAUAGAAAGACUCCCACUGUCAUGAAUGGGCUUUGGAGCAGGCCCAUUGGGUCAUUGGAGUCUUGCAGAGAUUGUUGGAUUGGACCUUUGAUAUGGGAAUAAACUUCUAAAAAUCUACACAAUAUAGACAAAUUAUUUUGCGUAUCUCACAUUACUAGAUAUGAGUGCUGAAAUAUUCAGUGUAAAAUGUUCCCAUCUUGAUCAGAAUUAAUCAAAUAUACUCAAAAUAUAUAAUUAUAGUAUUUGUGACUGUUAAAUAGUCAAUUAAUCCUAUUUUUAAAAGUCAAAAAAUGUAAACUUUGGCUGGUACAAGUUUCCAGAUAUCUUCUUAGUGUUUUAUAUACAGUAUAUUUUUAUUUAAAAAAUAAACUUUGCCCAUAUGGGAUUAAUGUGCCACACACAAUAUAUAGUACAACUAGUGUAUCUCCCAUGAAAAUUUAAAAUAGCUGGGCAUUAGAAGCACUUUGGGUUUAUAGUCCAACCUCCUUUUUACAGAAUUAGGUUGUGUUUUUGUUUUGUUUAGCAGGGAAAACAUACUUUUUAGACAGGAGUUUCUCAAACUGAGGCUGGUGUCCCAGGAAAACCAAAGCAGGACUUAUUUUUAACUUUCUUUUUGGAUGGUUUCCAUGUGGGACUAAGCAACAGCAGACUCAAGUAUUAAGUGCACACUUCUGGAUUCAUGUCAAAAGCUACUACUGACAUUCUAUCAAUGUACAUGUGGGGGUGGAGGGAGGCUAAAAAGUCUCAAAUUGCAACACUUCUCAAUGACUUCUGACCCCAUUUCCUCUUUAUGCCAUGUUAAAAAUAUUGCACCAAAUAGAUGAGUACAGUUUUUAGUCUGAGAAACUCAAAAUUGAAAGGAGCUGUUACAGUGUAACAAGUGUGCCAGGGAAGUGGUACAUUCUUGUCUUCAUGAAUAUGGGACUUCAGUACAUGUAUCAAGAGAAGAAUAUAUCCCAAAAGCUGAAAAGGGAAGUUCUGUUAGUAAUUCCGUAACCUUGGGAAAUCCAACUUUUCUAAAUUUGUGCUUUGGGCCUAAAGAAAAGAUUUUAUGUUGAAAAUGUACAAAAAAUUGUAUUGUAACUUUCUUAUCAUAGCAAUUUACCUUUCUAAACUUUCUAGUGUAAAACAGAAAAAUUUACUGUGGUGAGAUCAGUUGGAGCAUAGUUUAUAAACCUCUGGUCUAAAACAUCUGGGAAAUUGUCACUGUAACUUCCCACUAGAAAAUGAGAACACAAUAGUUCAUUUGCAUUGAUGUGACUUUUUUUUUUGAAGGGCAUUUUAUAGCAUGGUAUAGGUUGGAGAUCACUUAAACAUUACAAUUAGGAUAUAUUUUAAUAGUGCUUUGGAUGUAGAUGUUUCCUCUAACUUCGUCUGUUGCAUGCUCAUGGAUCAAAUGUUUACCUCCCGUCUAAAUUUUGCUUCUUGAAAAUAGACAAUUAUGUAGCAGUAGCUUUAUUAGAAAAAGUACAAAUGAAUUUUUGUGGUGUGCAUUUGUGUUGUUUUGGUUUUGUAUGCAUUAAAAGUCUGUUUGUAGUAAAA